CGCUCAUUUCAGCUCAGUAUUCCGAGACACUACUGUAAAUUCAUUAUCUGGCAACACUGUUUAGCUCGCAAAACAGUGUCAGGGUAUUGGAGAAGACAAGAAGUGCUUCGGUUGCGCGGGUAGAACCUGGAUCGUUGAGUUUGCAGAGCGAACGAGGAGAAAAAUGGCGAUGGCAACAACUCAAGUUAAGGGAAGUGGCUGGCCGAGGAGAGCAAGUAACAGUUCGUUUGAAGGGAAAGUGCUACAGAACCAGUCUGUAACUAUCAACAGGACAGUUAAUUUAUAUCCUUUGACAAACUAUACAUUUGGAACAAAAGAGCCACUCUUCGAGAAAGAUCCGUCAGUGCCAGCAAGGUUUCAGCGAAUGAGAGAUGAAUUCGACAAGAUUGGAAUGCGCCGCAGUGUAGAAGGAGUUCUAUUGGUACAUGAACAUGGAUUACCACAUGUCCUCCUUCUACAAUUAGGAACAACAUUCUUCAAGUUACCUGGUGGAGAACUAAAUGCAGGAGAAGACGAGGUAGAGGGCCUAAAACGGCUCCUUACAGAGACAUUUGGACGUCAAGAUGGAGUCAAACAAGAAUGGGUGAUAGAAGAUACCAUUGGAAACUGGUGGAGACCCAAUUUUGAACCUCCUCAAUAUCCCUAUGUACCGCCACAUAUCACCAAACCAAAGGAACACAAAAGGUUGUUCCUUGUACAGUUACAAGAGAAAGCUUUAUUCGCUGUACCAAAAAAUUAUAAACUAGUCGCCGCACCGUUAUUCGAGUUAUUUAAUUUUAUCUAUAUGUGA
Messenger RNA from Megalopta genalis, 790 nucleotides. The record is from RefSeq and is a predicted model, not a curated record. NCBI's taxonomy places the organism in Eukaryota, Metazoa, Arthropoda, Insecta, Hymenoptera, Halictidae.